AGAGAAAGAGAGAGAGAGUUUCUCCAGUAUGGCGAGAUUACACCGAGUCGGUCUGUCGUUACACCGGAGAUCUCGUGAAUGAAUCGUGAUUCAACUGCACUGAGAAUAUAAUGAGAACUCAGAGGCUGAGAUGAGAGUCUGAUGCUGGAGGGUUUUAACGGGAUCCGAGCGGCGGAAACUCGCUCCGAAGAGAGAAAUUCAUACUGGUUUGGAACAACAUAAGGGCCUCUUGAUGCUCUCACCUGACUGACUUCCAGCCGAGAUCAGGAUGAUAGAGGAGAGACGGAAGGGGAAUGUCAUGGCCGACGGGAAGCAGAUCUUCACAGACAUGAAGACGCAGAAUUAUGACACCAUCCGCCUGUCCACGUACCGCACCGCCUGCAAGCUCAGUUUCAUUCAGAAGAAAUGCAACCUGCAUCUGGUGGACGUGUGGAACAUGAUCGAGGCGUUUCGUGACAACGGUCUGAACACGCUGGACGUCUGUACUGAGAUCAGCAUGGCUCGGAUGGAGACCAUCAUCACCUGCAUCUACCAGCAGCUAAACAAACGGCUGCCCACCACACACCAGAUCAACGUCCAGCACAACACCAGCCUGCUGCUCAACUUCAUGGUGACGGCACACGACAGUGAUGCUCAGGGAAGGCUGACGGUGUUUUCUGUGAAAGUGAUGCUCUCGGUGCUGUGUGGAGGGAAACUGGUUGAUAAACUUCGCUAUAUUUUCUCUCAGAUAUCUGAUACUCAUGGUGCGAUGGUGAUGUCCAAGUUUGACCACUUCCUGCGGGAGGCGCUGAAGCUGCCCACUGUCGUAUUUGAGGGGCCGUCGUUUGGCUACAUGGAUCACUUCGCCAGAUCCUGCUUUCCUCAACAAAAGAAGGUGAUGCUGAACAUGUUUCUGGAUACUCUGAUGUUAGAUUCUCCUCCUCAGUGUCUCAUUUGGCUCCCUGUGCUGCAUCGGCUGGCAAACGUGGAGAACGUCUAUCACCCGGUGGCGUGUUCGUUCUGUCGGUCGGAGGGCAUGAUGGGAUUUCGUUACCGCUGUCAGCAGUGUUUUAACUAUCAGCUGUGUCAGAACUGUUUCUGGCGAGGUCAUGCGAGUGGAAACCACAACAACCAGCACGAGAUGAAGGAGCAUUCGUCCUGGAAAUCUCCAGCUAAGAAGUUGGGUCGUGCCAUCAGUAAAUCCUUGGGCUGUGUGCCGAGCAGAGAGCCGUCCCACCCCGUCUACCCAGAAUACCCAGAGAAACCCCUCAACCUGUCCAAUAUAGUUCCUCCCCGUCCAAUAGGAAACAUGAAUGAACCAGUUCUGCCCCCGUCUGCAGGCCCCAGCCCCACUAAGAGACCACCGACUCUAGCCGCAGCUCAGCGUAUGAAUGAAGAACAUGCUCUGAUCGCAGCGUAUGUGAACAAACUCCAGUGCAGCCCACGUGCAUUAGACAGUCCUACCCGAACGGAUGAAGAGCACAAACUCAUCGCUCGUUACGCCUCUCGUCUGGCCACGGAUCCUGGACACACAGGAAGACCUUCGGACUUCAGCUACAACACCAACAAACAGCAGAGAGAACUGAUCAUGCAGCUGGAGAACAAGAACCGGGAGAUUUUGCAGGAGAUCCAGCGUUUGCGAGCGGAGCAUGAACAGGCAUGUCAGCCAACUCCAGAGAGAGUCCAACAAAACCCAACCCUGCUGGCAGAACUCAGACAGCUCAGGCAGAGGAAGGAUGAGCUGGAGCAGAGAAUGUCGUCUCUUCAGGAGAGCAGGAGAGAGCUCAUGGUGCAGCUGGAAGGACUCAUGAAACUACUGAAGGAUGAGGAGCUGAGACAAGCUGCUCAAGCCGCUGGCUCCUCCCCCAGCCAUGCCUCCCCUCGUUCUAUGCAGAUGCCCAUUCGCUCUCCCUCGUCAGGCCCCACCCCCACACACGGAGGCCACACCCCCACCCACGGGCCCCAGGACUCUUUAGCUGGAGUGGGUGGAGAUGUUCAGGAAGCAUUUGCUCAGGGACCUCGCAGAAACCUGCGAAAUGAUCUCCUGGUGGCAGCAGACUCCAUCACAAACACCAUGUCUUCACUGGUCAAAGAGCUCAACUCAGUAGAAGAUGGAGGAGAAGAGGAUGAGAGACUGCUGCAGAGUGGCAAAGACAGAGGUUAAGCCAAAUAUGAAGCAAGCAGUGCCAUGUGUGGCAUCACCAUGCAAACGCAUCACCACAAAGACGAUGACCUCUGAACCCAGACUCAGCCAAUCAGAGAGUGUUCAGGGAUUUGACUUCCUGUGGAUUGCUUGAGAAGGAAAAUGUUUUGUUGUUUUCAAUGUUUUUUACCCUUCUUUGUUUGUGAGAUAGAGAUGCAGUUUUAAGGGUCUGUGUUGCGGACCUGCUAGUUUGAAUAGUUAUUCUCGUUUGAAUAUUGUAGCUGAUUUUGUUCAAGUUUGAAAGCUUUUGAAAAACCGAUGCACCCAAAGACGUGUCAGAUCUGACCAGAACGAGACUAAAUGGACUGAGGUGGGAACGAAAUGGAACGGAACGCAAUAGAAAAUAGAUGCAUGAUUGAAGGACGAACGUGAUGAGUUGAUUGGCUGGCUGAGGUAUGUGGGCGUGGUUUGUUGGAUGUGGGUGUGGUCAUGUUGAUUUCAAGGACGCAGUUGCUGCAAAUGCAGUAUAAAUGACCUUCUAAAGGAACUAAAUUAAAGAAAGGGUCGAGUUCAGUACUGUAAUUUAUUUUCGAUUUACUUUUUUAUUUAUUUUCAGUAGACGGACAGCAUUUUAGCAGCUUUUCCAUGUACAUUCGAGGAAAUAUUUUGGUCGUUUCAAAUAUUUGAGUUCAGAUUUUCAAGUCCAAUUCAGCAUUUAUGUAUAUUUAAGAUCAGAUUUAUUUAGUUUUACAGAUUUUCAAAUAGGUACUUUAAUAAAGAGGUGGAUGUACUGUGCUCCUAUUACUGGAGAGUUUUACCAAUUGUUAAUUUUGUUGAUUUUUUUUCUAGAAGCACUGUUUGUAGUCAAUAUUUCCUGUGAAUGGACAUUUCUUACCUACAAACAUUUGCGCGCACGUCUGACCUGCUGUGUGUUUUUCUGGAGGUGUGUGUGUACUUGUGUGCCUCUCUAUAGCCGUGUGUUUGUGCAAAGCUGGAAUGUGAAUCAUAUUGAUGCCUUAAUUUAAUUUUAAUCUUAAAUAUCUGCCAAAAAUUACUUGUUGAUUUAGUUUGUUUGAAGUCUUUCAGCUUAUUUACUCCGAUAAAAAUUAGUUUUUUUCCCCCGCCAAGUUAAUUCAUGGACUUAUUUGUUUCUGGACCUCUGCGUCAUGUGAUUCUACCUGCGGUACAUGGGGCUUAAUGACAUCACUUCCUGUGCCCUUCGGAUCAAGAGCUCUUCUGUGAAAGCUGGCUGGUUUGGUGGAGGCGAUCAUUACGGUGCCGGUAGCCGCAGUGUUUCACUCUUUCCACCGAACAACAUUUUCAUAUUUUUUUAAGAAGCAAAUUUUACAGAAAUGAGGCCGUGAUUUACAUGCAUGUGAUUUCAAGUGAUGAUUUGUUGUGUUCAGAAUAAAUGAUAUCUUGAAAACAAA
Molecule: messenger RNA, 3552 nt
Organism: Sinocyclocheilus grahami
Lineage: Eukaryota; Metazoa; Chordata; Actinopteri; Cypriniformes; Cyprinidae
Gene: dtnba
Product: dystrobrevin, beta a
Exons: 23
Coding region: 269-2143 (624 amino acids)
Biological process (GO): synaptic signaling
Cellular component (GO): synapse; plasma membrane
Molecular function (GO): zinc ion binding
Source: RefSeq, a predicted model, not a curated record